Cooperia oncophora is the source of this 624-nucleotide messenger RNA. NCBI's taxonomy places the organism in Eukaryota, Metazoa, Nematoda, Chromadorea, Rhabditida, Trichostrongylidae. The record is from the annotation of a GenBank genome assembly.
AUGCGUUCCACUUUCAAUGGCGGAGGAAAUGCUGCUGCUACGGUUCGCUCUCCUAAAACGCAAGACUAUCCUGUCGCUGCUCCGGUCUUUGUGAAAAAUCGCUACGGCCGUGAAGACAUGCUGGCCUUGAUGGGAGAAGCUGUUGGCCAUCCACCUCCUGAAGGUCUACAAAACUGUCCUUUUUAUGUUGAAGAAGCCCUUCCACCGAUAGUGUGCUAUCCUUUGUCGGAUUUGGAACAGCGUCUUCAACAAAACAUUAAUUCGUCCAAAGCGAUGUCGUCACUCUCUCACGCAGAACGUGCCAGUGUGGCCACUGGUGCGGCAUAUUCUGGCGGUGGAAAUGAUACCAGUACUGCUGGGCACAAAGGAGGUUCUGGUGGAUGGACUCCAGUCAAGCAAUGGGGUCGGAAUCAUCCAAGCACUGGUGGUGCACCUGUGAAAGGAGGAGGCCAGUCUCGACCAUAUGUACCACCAUGUCGAAAUGGUGCACGAGGAGAUAGCACCAGUAGCAGUCAAGAUCAACCGCAAUUAACACCCUUUGGACAAAGAUUUGGUAAGUUAGUUCUGAUUCAAAUCGAAUUUCAGGGUAAUUACAUUAUAAUUUUGUAUCGAACACCUUUUUAA